UUUAAUAGCUGUCAUCCAUCCUAAAAAUACUUUUGCACCGCUUCGUGCUACUGUAGCGUGUUGCGUGUUCUUUCUCUGGAGCUCCGGUGAAUAGCAGGACCAACCGCUCCUCCUCGGGACACCCUCGGCUGCUCGGUACCUGUCCUGGCGAACAUACCUCCUUUUCGGUGCGCCCCUUCCCUGGCCGGGGUGACUCCCGCCGUGCCGAGCCCGCCCCUCCGGCCCUGCCCGGGGGGGAGGGCGGGAGGGAGGCCGGGUGAAGGGCGGCCUGGAGCCCGGCGCAGCGGCGGCGCGAGCAGCGGGAGCAGCAGCAGCCCGCGCCCCGGCGGCGGCUGCUCUGGCGGCGGGGGCAGGUGCGGGCGCUUCCGCGUCGCGCUACGAGGAGGAGGAGAAGGAGGAGGCGGCGGCGAGAGCGGGCGGGCGGCGCGGCCAGCGGCCCCGAGCCGGGCCGGCGUGCCCGUGGGCGUGCUCCCUGGCGGGGAGGACCGCCCGCCGCCCACAUCCCCGCCGCCGCCGCCGAUAACUUUGCCUCUCUGCAAAAAGCCGCCCUCCGGCAGCCGGAGUCGGCGGAGCACCGGCGGUCCGAGCCGCCCGCCGCAAUGAAGGGCCGGCGGCGGUGGCGGGGCGAACACCGUCGCUUCGCCGCGGUGCUGGUGCUGUACACGCUGCUGCUACUCCUGCUGGUGCCCUAUGCGCUGGACUACGGGGCCAGGCGCGGGCGGGCGGACGAGGAGCCUCUGCUACGGCGCUGCCCCAGCCUGGAGGAGGCGCUGAGCGAGUGGGGCUGGGAACAGCGGCCGCCGCUGGACGAAGAAGAGGAGGAGGAGGAUGAGGCGGGCACGGCCGGGGCGGCGGGGAACGGCAGCGCCGGGGCGGCGGGGAAGCGGCACAUUUACCUGCACGCUACCUGGCGCACGGGCUCCUCCUUCCUGGGGGAGCUCUUCAACCAGCACCCCGACGUCUUCUACCUCUACGAACCCAUGUGGCACCUGUGGCAGGCGCUCUACCCGGGGGACGCGCUGAGCCUGCAGGGCGCCCUCCGCGACAUGCUGCGCGCCCUCUUCCGAUGCGACUUCUCCGUCCUGCGCCUCUACGCUGCCCCGCCCGCUCCCCGCGACCCGCUGGCCCCCGCCCCGCCCGCCGCCGACAACCUCACCACGGCCAGCAUCUUCGGCUGGCGGACCAACAAGGUGAUCUGCUCGCCGCCGCUCUGCCCCGCCGCCCCUCGGACCCGCGGGGAGAUCGGUCUCGUCGACGGCGCCGCCUGCGAAGAGAAGUGCCCGCCGCGGGCACUGCGGGAGCUGGAGGCCGAGUGCCGCAAGUACCCGGUGGUGGUCAUCAAGGACGUGCGGCUGCUGGAGCUGGGCGCGCUGCUGCCGCUACUGCGGGAGCCGGGCCUCAACUUGCGGGUGGUGCAGCUUUUCCGCGACCCCCGCGCCGUCCACAACUCCCGCCUGAAGGCGCGGCAGGCGCUGCUGCGGGAGAGCGUCCAGGUGCUGCGGAGCCGCCACCGCGCCGAGCCGCGGGGGUCGCCCCGCCACCAGCAGCAGCAUCUCCUGCUGCCGCCCGGGCUGCUGGGCGGCGGGCGGGCGUCGCAGCCGCAGCACCGCGCCGAGUUCUUCCUCGGCGGCGCGCUGGAGGUGAUCUGCCAGGCUUGGCUCCGCGACCUGCUCCUGGCCCGCCGCGCCCCUGGCUGGCUCCGCCGCCGCUACACGCAGCUGCGCUACGAGGACCUGGUGCGGGAGCCCCGCGCCGAGCUGCGCCGCCUGCUGCGCUUCGCCGGGCUCACGGUGCCGCCCGCCCUGGAGGACUUCGUGCUCAACAUGACCCGCGGAGCCGCCUACUCCUCCGACCGGCCCUUCCUCAUCUCCGCCCGCGACGCACGGGAGGCCGUGCACGCUUGGCGGGAGCGCCUCAGCCGCCAGCAAGUGCGGCAGGUGGAGGCGGCGUGCGGUGAGGCCAUGAGCAUCCUCGCCUACCCUCUCAGCAGCGGCGACGCCCGGUAGCGCCCUCGCCCCGCGUCCCGGACGGGCCCGAGGGCAGGCGGGUGCUGUCGGGCAGAGCUGAGCGCGGAGGUUCACUGCUGGCACGGUGGGCGCCCAAUUCGUUGGCUGGGCGCUCCCUAGGGCCAGCCCCGGCUGAGGGACACUUGCCUCGCCUCGGGUGCAGGCAGCGUGGCAGGAUCCAGGCCCCCCGUCCCGCUGUAGUUUCAGUGGGGCUGUGCAGGGCAGAGGGGAUGAUUUAUUUAAGAGAAGGGUUUGGUAAGAGUGUCUUCCGAGUACGGCAUCAAUCUUGGAGCCAUUUCAACUUGAAGCUGUGAUCCUGUACAAAGCACAAGUGUGCUUCAAAAAACUGCAUCAAAACUUAAAAAUCCCCCAAAUGAAGACUCUCAGCAAGGAACUAAGAGGGCCUGGAGGGUGCUGCUGUGAGAGCACUGCCCUCCCUGAGCGCUGAAGCACGCUCGGCUCUGUCCUUCCGCUACUGAAACACGUACAAGAGGCUUCUGUGAAGUCGCUGCAGGGGUCAGUGGAGGCCUGGGCGGGCAGGAGG
Molecule: messenger RNA, 2550 nt
Organism: Pseudopipra pipra
Lineage: Eukaryota; Metazoa; Chordata; Aves; Passeriformes; Pipridae
Gene: CHST7
Product: carbohydrate sulfotransferase 7
Exons: 1
Coding region: 600-2006 (468 amino acids)
Biological process (GO): N-acetylglucosamine metabolic process; carbohydrate metabolic process
Cellular component (GO): trans-Golgi network; Golgi membrane
Molecular function (GO): chondroitin 6-sulfotransferase activity; N-acetylglucosamine 6-O-sulfotransferase activity
Source: RefSeq, a predicted model, not a curated record